AUGCCGAAGGACAUCGCGAUCGUGGAGAUCAACGCUCUCCUGGCUAUCGCCAUCAAGUUCGGGGACAAGCAGGCUCGCAAGCAGUCCGAGUCAUGGAGUAAGCAGAGGGUGGCCGAGUCCAGAGGCAUCAGCCUGCGGGACAUCAUCGCGGGCAACAAAGGAGGCCUGGUGCUGGUCGACGACGACGAGCUUCUGGGUAUCGACCACAGCCAGUAUGAUUUUUCUCCUUCGGACCUCGAGGAGUUCACUCGCAGAAAGGAAAUUCCGCAGGCGGGCUUCAAGGGCAUGUGCGCUGGCACCUCGAAGGAGGGGGGUGGGGAGUUGGACUUGUUCGUCGUGUCCAGCGGCUGGCCCCGGGCCGUCAAGCGCACGACUGUCAGAUAUGAAGCGGCUACGAAGCCGCGCGAGCCAGUAAGGAUCCAGUUCUUCAAGCAGGUUGCGAAUUUGCAGGCAGGCAAUUUCCGGUCGAGACCUCCGACGUUGAUGUCAGACCAGAUCGGCGAGUUUGGAGCAAAGUUCACAGGUGUCCAAAGCGUGGCCCAGAACGUUUUCGACGCGCUGGGUCGCGGGCCUCUGGGGGCGAAGGCUUGCGCCGAUUUUCUGGCCAAUGGUGCCGCGGUCCUGGGCGAUGCCUCGGAGUUCCCCGGAUCUUCCAUCAGAGACGGAGUCACCAGGCAGUUGCAGCGCGAGUCAGGCAAGUCCGUCGGCGUGGGCGUCAGGCUCUGCUACGACGUGGCCUGGGCAGCCCUGUCCUCCAGCACGUUCGCCGCCUACGAGAGAGGCAACGACGCGGAAGACAGGGUGGCCGAGCUUGGGCUUCGGCUGCACCCGAGCCCCGCCAUCAACGAGCGUGAGUUUCUGCAUUGGCAGAUUCGAGUGUGCAAGGCAGUGAUCAAGCAUGGCCCCGCGGCGGCGCUGGCCGGCGGCCGCGGCGCGCGCGGGGCCACGCCGGCCUCGGCGGUGCGGGCCCUCGGCGGCGGCGGGCCGGACCGCCUGAGGCGGUGGCGCGGGCCCUCCGUGGUCGAGGCCGUGCGCGGCCCGCCCGUGGAGGAGCUGGCGGCCGAGGUGACCAGCCUGAGCUCCAACCGCCAGCGGGAUCUGCUGACCACCAGGCUGCUGGCGCUGCUGCGCCGCGCGGGGCCGGGGGAGCGCGCGGAACGGCUGCAGGGCCUGGCGCUACAGGUGUUUGCGUUCCACGAGGACCCGGCGGUGGGCGCCCUGAUGCGCGCGGGCGCGCGACACGCGGAGGCGGGAGAGCUCGAGGCCGGGGCGGCUCACUUCCGCGCCGUCCUCCGCGUGGACCCCGAGGACUUUACCCGGAAGCCUGGAACAGACUGGCGAGCGUGCAGUACGACGCUGGGGACGACUGGGCCGCCUCGGCGGCGAGCCAGGGCAGGGCGCUGGAGAGCUGCUGCCGGGGCACUUCGGGGCCCUGGCUGGGCUGGGCCUCGCAGAGCUGCGGGGCCUGCGCCUCGGCGAGGCGGCGGCGGCGUUCCGGGCCGCGAGGGCGCAAGCGCCCGCCUGCUCCUGGGCGUGGGGGCUGAUGCGCAGGCCGCUGAGCUCGCGGACUCCGCACAGGCCUUGGCCACGGCGCUGGCUUCCGCGGCCCUCGCCACCAUCCGGGCGGCGCCCACCAGCGUGGUGUUGCUCGUCUCGGCGGCAAUGCUGGGGAUAGGCGGCCUUGGAGGCGACGGUGGUCAAAUCUAUUCACCUUGGAGCACGCGCGUCGACAUACAGACCGAGCAGUCCACGGCCGAACUCGCCCCGGGGGUCACGCAGUUCAAGUUUUCGCGCCAGGUGGUCCGCACCACGAGGACCGGCGCUCCCUUGUCGGACUUGCAGGACGCGGUCAGCAAGUUAGAGACGAACGCAGAGAGGAGAAAGACCACCGCGAGGCUGCUGGACGAGCUGAGCGUGUGCACGGACGCGCGGCGCUCCGCGGCCAUCUCGGACCUCGUCUGGCGAGCGUGGCUUUUCCACGAGAGUCCCGUCGUCCAGUCCUUGAUCGCGGGCGGCCAGGAGUGCUUGUCCCAGGGCGACCUCUUCGGCGCCGAGAAGCUCUUCAUGAGCGCAGCCUACGUGGACCCAUCGUACGCCGAGGCGUGGAACCGCUUGGCGACCGUCCACUACCUGAUGGGCGACCAGGCCCUCUCGUUGGCGGAGAUCCGUCAGACGCUGGACCUGGAGCCGCUGCACUUCGGCGCGCUCAGCGGCCGGGGCUUGGUCUUCCUGCAGCUGGAGCGCUACGGCGACGCCGCGGAGGCGUUUCGAGAAGCACGGGCCGUCAUGCCGGCGUCGCCGAACUUGGCGGCGGACGCAGAGUUCGCCGACGAGAUGGCAGAGCGCGCGGAGGCCGCAUCGGGGACGUCCCCGUGA
Molecule: messenger RNA, 2376 nt
Organism: Prorocentrum cordatum
Lineage: Eukaryota; Dinophyceae; Prorocentrales; Prorocentraceae
Source: the annotation of a GenBank genome assembly